AUGGCGAACAGUGAAACAUCCACUGGAAACACAACAUGUUGUGGGGACUUCGUGAAGGAUGAAGACGAGGAACUUGAUCUCGAAGAGCUUGUUGAGCCAUGGCAUAGGUAUGAAACAGAGGAGAACGAAAAUGUCCUCUAUCCCAUCCACCUCGGGGAAGUGCUCAACGAUAGGCAUCUGGUUGAGCCUAAGCUUGGCUUUGGUGGUGGCCCAACUGUCUGGAUGGCAUUUGACCUGCAAGAAAAGAGAGACGUAGCUCUCAAAGUCAUGGCCCUAGGGAAAUGGGGCGACAACGAACUUCGAAUCCAGGAUGAGAUUAUCAACACGGCAUAG
Molecule: messenger RNA, 333 nt
Organism: Penicillium paradoxum
Lineage: Eukaryota; Fungi; Ascomycota; Eurotiomycetes; Eurotiales; Aspergillaceae
Exons: 1
Coding region: 1-333 (110 amino acids)
Source: RefSeq, a predicted model, not a curated record